Messenger RNA from Neocloeon triangulifer, 2280 nucleotides. Its product is annotated as protein ST7 homolog. The record is from RefSeq and is a predicted model, not a curated record. NCBI's taxonomy places the organism in Eukaryota, Metazoa, Arthropoda, Insecta, Ephemeroptera, Baetidae. Bases 168 to 1724 code for a protein of 518 amino acids. The transcript has 11 exons. Gene Ontology annotation, molecular function: protein binding.
CGCAAGCAAACCCGCAGAGAUCACAGAUGUGAGAUAGAAACACCGAAGGGCAAAAAGCCAACGCAGUUUUCGGACACAAACACACCGGACAGUUUCCAGCAGAAAUCCAAAUCGGAUUCUUUUGGUCUGCCGUUCAAAGCCUGAUGCGAUCCGAGUGAAGCGAAACCAUGUGGGACUCGAAUAUGUUUCUCACAACUUUGACCCCGAAGUUCUACGUCGCCCUCACCGGCACCUCGUCGCUUAUUUCGGGACUGAUUUUGAUUUUCGAGUGGUGGUAUUUUCGCAAGUACGGAACUUCAUUCAUCGAGCAGGUCUCUUUGAACCACAUCAGCCCCUGGAUAGGAGGUGGUGACAACAGUAGCGAGAGUAACAAUGGUAGCAACGGAACCGCCAGCAACGGCAAUAUCAACCAACAAGCAGUUCCAGAAUGCAAAGUUUGGCGGAAUCCGCUGAAUUUGUUUCGCGGGGCCGAGUAUCAGCGGUUUUACUGGUCCACCAACAAGGAGCCCCUCACCUACUACGACAUGAACUUGUCCGCCCAAGACCACCAGACGUUUUUCACUUGUGAAGCUGACGUUGGGAAAAAUGAAUAUGAGAGUAAGAAAAUUUCGAUGAACUUAAUGCAAACAGCUUGGAGGGAGCGCAACCCUGUGGCCAGAAUAAAAGCUGCCCACGAGGCGCUGGAAAAAAAUCCCGAGUGCGCCCCUGCUUACAUUCUGCUGGCAGAAGAGGAGGCGACCACCAUUGUCGAGUGUGAGAAAAUCCUCAAGCAAGCUCUCCAGGUGGCUGAGAAGAAUUACCGAAAGACGCAGCAGCUCCAGCACCAAAGUGCACUCAUGGAGGCUUCGCAUAGAAGGGACACAAAUGUUCUGAUUUACAUUAAGAGAAGGCUGGCCAUGUGCGCCCGAAAGCUGGGGAAACUCAAGGAGGCGGUCAAAAUGUUCCGAGACUUGACGAAGGAAGUUCCUCCGAUCAUGAACAUUCUGAACGUCCACGAAAACCUGAUCGAGGCGCUUCUUGAAAUGCAAGCUUACGCAGAUGUGCAGGCAGUGUUGGCCAAGUACGACGACAUCAGUCUGCCAAAGUCAGCCACAAUUUGCUACACGGCCGCCCUGCUGAAAGCUCGGGCCGUUGCUGACAAAUUCUCGCCGGACAUAGCCAGCAAGAGGGGCUUGACGAGCGCCGAGACUACAGCCGUCGAUGCCAUUCACCGGGCUGUUGAGUUCAACCCUCAUGUUCCAAAGUACUUGCUGGAAAUGAAGCCACUCAUCUUGCCGCCAGAACACGUUUUGAAGCGGGGAGACUCGGAGGCCAUCGCUUAUGCAUUCUUCCAUUUGUCGCAUUGGAAACAGGUGGAGGGAGCCCUGAACCUGCUGCACUGCACCUGGGAGGGCACUUUCAGGAUGCUUCCGUACCCUCUGGAGCGGGGCCACCUCUUCUACCCCUAUCCGACCUGCACCGAGUGUGCAGAUCGAGAACUCCUUCCAGUGUUCCAUGACGUUAGUGUUUAUCCGAAGAAGGAAUUGCCAUUCUUUAUCCUAUUCACUGCUGGGCUGUGUUCUUUCACUGCUUUGCUGGCUUUGCUAACUCAUCAAUAUCCAGAACCCAUGGGGGUCAUCGCAAAGACGUUGCUCAGCUGCAUCUCGAUGCCAUUUCAAUAUUUUAUGGACAAGCUGGAAGCGAUCGUCAAGUCCAGUUUUUGGCAACAGUUGUCCCGCAUCUGAUGAGGAACAAUGCAUUCGUAUCAAGUCUUUCCUUCAAGACUCUGAUCCACUCACUGAUCAACUCUUGGUAGAUGUCCACAUUGGAUGUUUUUCGGCUUCGGUUACUUAAGCGACACAAAUUUUGUACGGCGCAAAAUCGCUUGAUGUUGUGAUUAUCAAAUUGGACUUGGCAAAAUUAAUCAGUAAAUCGUGUCCACGCAAAUUUUCUGAACAAAAUGAUGUGGUGAUAAAAAAAAUUUGUCUAUUUUAAUGUGACAAGAUGUGGUUGUAUAAUUUGUGUAGUAAAUAUUUUGACUCUCUCCUCUCUGUGACUUGCGCCGAAGUUAUGUACAAUUUAGUCACAUUUUUUGCAUUUUGAUCUUUUAGACUUUUUUAGUCUCUAAUUUUAAGUUGUGCUGUCAUCGUGUCUGCGCAAGUACUUGUAUGUGUAUAACUAUUUUCCUCUCAUAUAUUUUUCAUUUGAGAUUCAUAGCGCAUCAAAUUGACACCCGGCAAAAACGUCGGGCAUAAAUUAAUAAUAAAACUUGCCAUUGUAAAAGAAUUGAGACAUAAACUU